CAAGCAUCCCUAGUAGUAGCCUCCCUAGGAGUAUGGGCUCCUCCAGAACAAUUGGUGGCGCAAUUACGCCUUAAUUAUAUUUGGUAUGUCACCGAAAAGAAGAAGAAAGAAAUAUAAGGCAUGAAGGAUUAGGAUGUAAACAAAUACCCUCUGUUUGAAGUUGUGUUAGACGCUUGUGUUGUAGCUAUGAUAUCUCGGCUGUUACAGUUGCUGAAAGAGGAGGAUGAUUUGUUUGCACGAUUACAGAGCUUGCGAGCCAGGCGUCGAAGGCGGCGACAGUUUAUGCGCAGAAUAAAUCCCCCCACACGAAAAGAGGGGAGUUUCUCCCCUCUGGUUGAAGCCCGGGAAAGGGAUUUCGAUAUCUCUGGAGCGGAUGCCGUCGAUGUGCCUGUGGUGAGUGUCAUUACCAGCAAAAAACCUCAAGUCGUUUUGCUUACGAAGACCAUGGGAUCUGAUUAUACCCCCUCUCUUCGGUCUUAUAUAUCAUCUGCAUCCACACCAUCAAUGUUGUCCACUGAAUGUGUCUCCCCAGCUUUGAAUGCUGCACAAACAGUGGACUCAAGUCACAUACUGCCUGACUCAAGUUGGCCCACAAGACGUGUGGGCCAACUUGAGAUUGUGAAGAGACGUGUAAAUACUGAGGAUGGAAUACUGAAAAAACUGGAGAGAAUUGACCUGGAGAAGGAAGUGAUGGAAAUUAAUGAGGACACUGCAUUUUGUGCGUUUGUGGCCCACAUGCUGUCUAAACUCUCUGAAGAACCAAGACGAGCUGCUCAGUUGCGAAUCUUGCAAAUCCUACAUGAUGCCAGGAAGAAUGACUUGGGAUCUUCCUGAGGAGUAGAGGGAAUGAUGAUGAUUAAUAGGACAGUGAAGUUAUGUAAGGGUUCUGUUCUGUUCUGUUAAAUUGUUCAGAAAAAUGUUGACAUGGUUGAACGGUGAUAUUUGUUUCACAUUGACUCCAGCAGUCAAGAAUAAGUUACUGACCAAUAUUGUAGCAACUCAAUAUUAAAGUUUGGGUUUAAGCAA
Molecule: messenger RNA, 1026 nt
Organism: Clupea harengus (Atlantic herring)
Lineage: Eukaryota; Metazoa; Chordata; Actinopteri; Clupeiformes; Clupeidae
Exons: 2
Coding region: 187-834 (215 amino acids)
Source: RefSeq, a predicted model, not a curated record